Molecule: messenger RNA, 666 nt
Organism: Dibothriocephalus latus
Lineage: Eukaryota; Metazoa; Platyhelminthes; Cestoda; Diphyllobothriidea; Diphyllobothriidae
Source: the annotation of a GenBank genome assembly
AUGUCCUUGGCAUCCUCCAAUCUCUGGUUCACCGUCCGUGAACAAAUGUACUGCCCCUGUCCUUGCGACUUCUUCCAGCUAUCCUCCUAUCUCUACUGCCUUUCCAAUCUAUUCAUGCUAUCCGCACGCCUACUAGCUCUCAGUGCAUUUGCUGCGUCGGUCGGACCCAUGCCCUUGGUGUAUGUUUUGCUAGCCAAUGCUUGCAUCGCUGGGUUAACGGAACUUUUCAUAUGCUGUGGCAACGCAGAGCGGUCCAACCCUUCAAAGGCGAACAUUAUGACACGGAUAGUGGAAUGUUUAGGCCUGGUGUUUGAUGUUCCCUUUACCAUCACUUUCAUGAUGGGUCACGCGGGAAUUGGUUGUUACUGCUUCUGGACUCUUGAAACCCUUGCUCUGGAUGUAUUCGCCUAUUGUUGGAUUAGAAACCAGCAAAAUUCCAUUGCCGCAAACAAAAUCUCCAAUAGGCUGCAGUCCAAUGCUUGUCUCCAAACUGCCCUUUUUGUCAUUAUCAUUGUCUUUACCGCCGACCAGGACUUCUGCGAUUUUGAUAAGGUGCUUCAAUCGUACGACUACUUUGAGAAGGAUUUUUGGGCACUAUAUGCGUGCUUAGAAAAGCUCGACGCCUUUGCGGCAAACAUAUUCCUGGGUCAUGAAAACUGGGUAUGA